Molecule: messenger RNA, 384 nt
Organism: Ostertagia ostertagi
Lineage: Eukaryota; Metazoa; Nematoda; Chromadorea; Rhabditida; Trichostrongylidae
Source: the annotation of a GenBank genome assembly
AUGUAUUUUCUUUGCAGUCACUCAUGGAAGUUUGAAAAUCCGAACCUCGGCAAGUAUAUCUACCUCGCUAUCUAUUGGAUUGCCAUGAGCAGCAGUGCCUACAACCCGAUCAUCUACUGCUUUGCGAACGAAAGAUUUCGGAUUGGUUUUCGUUACGUGUUCCGCUGGAUGCCAAUGAUACACUGCUCACGAGAAAAGUACGAGUACUCGCAGCUGUUUCCUGAAAGACUGCGCAGCAUGGCAAUCAGUCUUCAAGCGAACAAUACCUCUCGCGACAAGGACUCGAGGCGACUACAUAAGAGUUACAACAGCGCUGGUUUCCUUGAGAGGCUUGAUGCCACAGCCAAUUGUGUACGCGGAAUACGUGACAAAGGAUUUGUGUAG